UUGCCCCGGUCCCCGCCCCCCACCCCGAGCCAUGGACAUGGAGGUGGACGUUGCCUCUGUGGUCUCGGGGCUGUCGGGUAGGGAUGGAGCGGGCGCAGGCCCAGCCGAUGAGGACCAGGAGAUGGAGGGGGCUCCCAGCUGUUCGGGGUCGCGUUCUCUCCCUUUCGAGUUCGAGCGGAGCCGCUCAGAGUCCAGCGGCGAUGAGGACGACGACGAAGACGACGAGGAAGAGGAGAUGGAGGAAGAGGAGCUUGAGGGGGACCCCGGAGCUCGGUUCGGGACGGACGACGGGGAACUCGACUCGGACGACGACCGGGAGCGUAUGAUAAACCUCGCAGAGUUGACCCCUUACAUCCUGUGUUCCAUCUGCAAAGGUUACUUUAUUGAUGCUACAACUAUUACAGAAUGUCUGCACACCUUUUGUAAAAGCUGCAUAGUGAGACACUUCUACUAUAGCAACAGAUGUCCAAAAUGCAAUAUUGUUGUACAUCAGACACAGCCCCUUUAUAAUAUCAGACUGGACCGACAACUGCAAGACAUAGUCUAUAAAUUAGUUGUCAAUUUGGAGGAAAGAGAGAAAAAACAAAUGCAUGACUUCUAUAAAGAAAGAGGAUUAGAAGUGCCCAAACCAGCUGUCCCACAGCCAGUUCCAGUGAGCAGAGGAAGACCUCGAAAAGUUCUGGGCUCCGUGUUCCGGAUCCCACCAGAACUUGACAUCUCCAUACUUCUGGAGUUCAUUGGAGCUAACGAAGGCACAGGGAAUUUUAAGCCUUUGGAAAAGAAGUUUGUGCGUGUUUCAGGGGAGGCAACAAUUGGACAUGUGGAGAAAUUCCUCAGAAGAAAAAUGGAUCUGGACCCUACUUGUCAGGUAGACAUAAUAUGUGGUGAUCACCUGCUAGAACACUACCAGACACUGAGGGAAAUUCGUCAAGCCAUAGGAGAGAGUGCAGUACAGGAUGGUUUACUUGUACUGCACUACGGCCUGGUAGUAUCUCCGCUAACUGCAACUUAAAGAUUGCUAGAAUAUCAGAAGGCAAAAGAAUCUGAAGUCAUCAAGCUUCUUCACUGCUGUUUUUCACCAAAGAAGGCCAUUGUAUUUCCUGUGACAGGAAGCAACUAAAAGGAACCACCACGAACUGCUGUAUGCUUGUAAUUUAACGUCUGACUUUACCACUGUAAAAAAUUACAGCUUCUGUACGUACAGCUAUACAUGUCGCUAUGCUUUGUGUUACAAAUUACUGUCUUCAAAUUCCACUCAGCUCAGGGAAUUUAAAUGCUCAGAGUAGCUGCAUUUUUUUACUUUCUAAAACCACACGAUCUCAUGGGGUCAACAGCCUUUUUUCUCCCCUCUAAGUGAUGAGAUAUUGCUUACUCUCUAAGUGUCUAGCUAGAACAGUGCUCUCAGGGAUGAUCUUCAGUGGGCAGUAUAACUUAUUCUGGGGAGGAGACAGUCAUUUGCCUAAAAAAAUGUGUAAUGGGAUCAUCUGUCUUUGGAUGUUAUUUGGGGAGAGGAAGGGAACUUUAGAAAUGCAGACCAAAAUACGUAGAAAAUGACACACCGUAAGCGUUGUUUUUUGAGAAGUAGCAUUAAAUUUAGUUGUUUUUCUUGAAGAAAGACAAUUUCGUUUGCACUGGACAUAUAUUUGCUGGUAGUUUGGCUUAUACCAAAUGGUGGAUCAUGCAUCUCUAAUCUUAAUGGAGGUGAUCUGGCUGUAAGCUGGUUAAACUAUGCAUGAAAAAAACCCAAGUAGCACCUCUUUACCUGCUUGCUGUAUGUAAAAUAAUCACUGUCAGCGUGAUUCUGCUGUCAUGUAAAAUCUGUUAACUGACUCGACUGGCAGGAACAUAAAGCCUUUCACUUUAGCACAUGUUUUUCUAGCAGCAGUGGAAAUGGUAGUUUUUCCCACUCCUUCUAAUAUGUAUUAGUGCAUUGUAGGGGAGACCAGGGCUGAGUAAUGUAAUACUUGCCUGUUACUACCAGAUUCACAGAGGACAUUAGGUAACUUUAACACAUUAAACUACUAGGUUUGUGACAACUGUAACACUUCAAAUUCUAUUCUGCUUAACAAUUCCGUGGUUUCUUGUGCAGCAUUAAGGACCAGAGCUUUGUGUGUUACGGUUUUGCUGCAUACUAGGUCAUCGAUGUGGGGAUUCAUGAAAGCUGUGGUUACACACCAGGUUCUCUCCCUUCCCUGUAGUCAGCAUAGGGAAAGGGAGAAGGUUCCUUUGUAAGGUGUUUCAGGGCACCCAAGGUAGCUCAAAUGCUUGCUGGCUGUCAGCUGAAGAGGACUGGCAUCCUUUGUCUAAAGAAAGUUUUCAUGAAUCCUUCCUCAGGUCUUCACAAUAAGUGUUUGGUUUUGUCUGUGAAGAUGACACCAUAAGAAAAAAAAAAAGUUUUGUUUGAAGUAAUUCUUGUGAUGCUUCUAAAAAAGUAACAAAAACAUUUCUAGCUACAAAUUCCUAUUUUACCUUUAAAGUUUGUAUAAAAGUAGUGUUUAAAAUGCAGCAGAAAAUAAGAUUAUUUUGUAAACACUUUGUGAGUUGUGUUGAUAAGAGAUUAUAUAUUGUAACAGUAAAAUAAACUUUAUUUUAGCCAAUUUAAAAUUGAGCUCUCGUAUUUCCAUGCCAUGCUCCCUAUGUCAGCCUCAAAAUUAUAGCAGUUAAUAUUGAAACUGCUGGAUGUGCUCUGGGGUUAUUAGAGUGACAAAUGUUAAUUAGGUGGUUGAAUGGUGAAGGGUAGUUUAAUGCCAGAAUCUCCACUGGAGCUAACUGCAGCAUUGUUAGCUGAAAGAAUGUGGAAUUUCUGGGACUCUCAUUUCAAUGAGGAUUUCAGUGAGAAAUAGUUCAGUGCUGAUGUUAAGAUGAUUUUUCAACACAGGUACAGGAGAAGUAAACCUAUGUAUUUACAGGACCCCUUUUUUCCUCAAUACCUGCAUCUUUUUGUCAAAGCCACCUCUAGAUUAUUUUCAUUCAUGCUUAUGGCUGUUGUUACCAAGUCUGCUGUGAACCAGAUCUUCCUCUGCCUCUCUGAUCAUCCUGGCUUUAUACAAGCCAGCUGGCUUGUAUACUUUGUACUGCCGCUUCAUCUUUCAUUAUCUCUCAUGGGAUUUUUUUCUAUGUAUAGUUCUAGACUUUAAAAAAAAAAAAAGUCAGCAGUAUGGUCACAUUUUACGUUGCAAAUUCUCCCCUAAUCCAGGCUUGAACUACAUGUCUAUGGAAGGGCUUAUCUGCAGUUUAACAGUUAUAUAGAAGCUGAUAGUUAAUUUGAAUUAAUGUCAUUCUAGGAUACUGCUGACUUGUAUAGCCUCAAGAUGACACUACUGCCACUGGCUGUGCUGUCAGUGUCAGUUUGUUGGUUUGUUUU
Messenger RNA from Grus americana (Whooping crane), 3364 nucleotides. RefSeq names its product polycomb group ring finger 6 (gene PCGF6). NCBI's taxonomy places the organism in Eukaryota, Metazoa, Chordata, Aves, Gruiformes, Gruidae. Gene Ontology annotation, cellular component: PRC1 complex. The transcript is spliced from 10 exons. The record is from RefSeq and is a predicted model, not a curated record. Gene Ontology annotation, biological process: regulation of transcription by RNA polymerase II. The coding region runs from base 32 to 1012 and encodes 326 amino acids.